Molecule: messenger RNA, 4719 nt
Organism: Stegostoma tigrinum
Lineage: Eukaryota; Metazoa; Chordata; Chondrichthyes; Orectolobiformes; Stegostomatidae
Product: bone morphogenetic protein 1-like
Exons: 21
Coding region: 486-3503 (1005 amino acids)
Biological process (GO): proteolysis
Molecular function (GO): serine-type endopeptidase activity; metalloendopeptidase activity; calcium ion binding
Source: RefSeq, a predicted model, not a curated record
GAGAUGACCGGAGAAUUGUAGUUUUGGCAGAGAAGUUCUUUUGUGGGAAGUUGUGAAAGAUUUGAAUGAGGGAUACGAUUAUAUAAAGAGGAAACUUGAGGAUUUGAGGAGAGCAGGGAAAGGACGCUGGAAAAAUUCCUUCUCCUCGUCAGCAGCACACACAUUCAGAAGAGACACGUUUACUGUGUCGAGUUGGAGUUUCUCUGUUGGUUUGGCUUGCUUUGCAAAUCUUGCUCAGCUGAUUAAUGGCAGUUUAAGCUUUGCAGAGAGGAAAGAAAGGGGGCUGGAGCAUUGCUGCUGACCCGCCCCUGGACCACACUCUCCACCUCCUGAUUUCCCUUAAGCUCUGGGCUUUUUUUUUCCUCCUCUGAUUUCCCUUCCUUCGUUAUUCUUUGUGUGUUUUCUCUCUCUGUCUCUGUCUGCCUGUCUCUCUCUCUCUCUCUCUCUCCCCCCCUCUCUUGUCCCCAACACUCAAAGCCCCAGUGAUGGCUAUAGCCAGUUUUGUACUCUUUUGCUUGGCUCUGCACCGGGCAGCCUGCUUGUUCGACUACGACGACACCGUUUACGACUAUUUUCCCGACCAAGACGAUCCGACAGAUGUCGAUUAUAAAGAUCCCUGCAAAGCUGCUGCCUUUCUGGGAGACAUUGCACUGGAUGAAGAAGACUUGAAGUCAUUUAAGGUCGACUGGAUUGUAGAUUUAAAGAAACAUCGAAUCCAGAAGUUUGGGCUGUCUGCAGAUCAGCUCAGUGACCUGCAGUUGAACGGAACGAACCUUUCAAGGGACAGUACAGUGGGCCGACUCAGCAGCAAGGCACAGCGAGGUGAUAGAGCCCGGAAUAUAAGAGGCAAGAGGAGGGGCAGAAAGUUCCGGAAGAAUGAGACUCGUAGUCGAACUCGCCGAGCUUCCACUUCCCGUCCCGAGCGCGUCUGGCCUGAGGGAGUGAUCCCUUACGUGAUUGGAGGAAAUUUCACUGGGAGCCAGAGAGCUAUCUUCAGGCAGGCGAUGAGGCACUGGGAGAAGCAUACCUGUGUCACAUUCCUGGAACGCACUGACGAAGACAGCUAUAUUGUUUUCACAUACAGACCCUGUGGCUGUUGUUCCUAUGUGGGGCGGAGAGGCGGAGGACCUCAGGCCAUCUCCAUUGGGAAGAACUGCGACAAAUUUGGGAUUGUCGUCCACGAGCUGGGCCAUGUCAUUGGAUUCUGGCAUGAGCAUACGCGGCCUGACCGAGACCACCAUGUGACCAUCGUAAGGGAAAACAUCCAGCCAGGCCAAGAGUACAACUUCCUCAAGAUGGACCCGGAAGAGGUGGAUUCCCUGGGGGAGACAUAUGAUUUCGAUAGCAUCAUGCAUUAUGCCCGGAACACUUUCUCGAGGGGGAUUUUCCUCGACACUAUCCUUCCUCGGUACGACGAGAAUGGCGUCCGACCCCCAAUAGGACAGCGGACACGACUAAGCAAGGGAGAUAUCAGCCAGGCUCGCAAGCUGUACAGAUGCCCAGUCUGUGGUGAAACGCUUCAAGACUCCCUGGGCAACUUCUCAUCUCCUGGCUUCCCAAAUGGCUAUUCAUCUUUUACACACUGCAUCUGGAGGAUUUCCGUUACUCCUGGAGAGAAGAUUAUUCUAAACUUCACGGCAAUGGACACGUUCAGGAGCCGGCUGUGCUGGUACGAUUAUGUCGAAGUGCGAGAUGGAUACUGGAAGAAAGCCCCAUUGCGUGGCAGAUUCUGCGGAGAUAAAGUUCCUUCCUCUCUCAUCUCAACAGAUAGCCGGCUGUGGAUUGAGUUCCGCAGCAGCAGCAGCUGGGUUGGCAAAGGAUUCUCUGCUGUGUAUGAAGCCAUUUGUGGUGGGGAUAUCAAUAAGGAUCUCGGGCAGAUACAGUCUCCAAAUUACCCUGAUGACUACAGGCCAUCAAAAAUCUGCAUUUGGAGGAUAAGAGUUUCCGACAGCUUCCACGUGGGGCUUACCUUUCAAUCAUUUGAGAUUGAGAGACACGAUAGCUGUGCAUACGACUACCUCGAGGUCCGUGAUGGAAGCACUGACGACAGCCCCCUGAUUGGCCGUUACUGUGGCUAUGACAAACCUGAUGAUAUCAAGUCGAGCUCCAACAAACUGUGGAUGAAAUUUGUGUCUGAUGGGUCCAUCAACAAACAAGGCUUCUCCGCAAACUUCUUCAAAGAGGUGGACGAGUGCUCCCGGCCUGACAACGGUGGGUGUGAGCAGCGCUGUGUUAACACACUGGGCAGUUAUAAGUGCGCCUGUGAUCCUGGCUACGAGCUGGCAAAUGACAAGAGAAGCUGCGAAGCUGCAUGUGGUGGUUUCCUGACAAAGCUGAAUGGCUCCAUAACCAGCCCAGGGUGGCCGAAGGAAUACCCACCCAACAAGAACUGUGUCUGGCAAGUCGUAGCACCCACCCAGUAUCGCAUCUCCCUCCAGUUUGAGUUCUUUGAGAUCGAAGGCAAUGAUGUUUGUAAAUAUGACUACGUCGAAGUCCGCAGUGGCCUCUCUGCUGACUCCAAGCUUCAUGGCAAAUUCUGCGGUGCAGAGCAGCCGGAGGUGAUCACGUCCCAGUACAACAACAUGCGGAUAGAGUUUAAAUCGGACAACACCGUCUCCAAGAAAGGUUUCAAGGCCCAUUUCUUCUCUGACAAGGAUGAGUGCUCAAAGGAUAACGGCGGCUGCCAGCAUGAGUGCGUCAACACUUUUGGGAGUUACACGUGUCAGUGCCGCAGCGGUUUCAUGCUUCAUGAGAACAAGCAUGAUUGCAAGGAAGCUGGAUGUGAACACAAGAUCAACAGCGUUUCGGGCACCAUCACCAGCCCCAACUGGCCCAAUAAAUACACAAGUCGGAAGGAGUGCACCUGGGAGAUCACAACUACACCUGGGCACCGGGUUAAACUGGCAUUUAAUGAGUUGGAUAUUGAACAGCAUCAGGAGUGUGCUUAUGAUCACUUGGAGCUUUACGAUGGCAAAGACUCGAAAGCGAAGGUUAUUGGCCGAUUCUGUGGUAGUAAGAAGCCAGAGCCUCUCAUCUCCACCUUCAAUAAGAUGUUCAUUAAAUUCUUCUCUGACAACUCUGUACAGAAAAAAGGCUUUGAAGCUACUCACACCUCAGAAUGUGGGGGCAAGCUGAAGGCCGAAGUGAAAACCAAGGACCUGUACUCUCACUCGCAGUUUGGUGAUAACAAUUACCCUGGAGGAGCUGAUUGCCAGUGGGUGAUCCGGGCUGAGGAGGGCUACGGGGUUGAGCUGAUAUUUCAGACCUUCGAGAUCGAGGAGGAGGCAGACUGUGGCUACGAUUACAUGGAGUUGUUUGAUGGCUCAGAUGACACUGCCCCAAGGCUGGGCAGGUUCUGUGGCUCCGGGCCUCCUGAGGAAAUUUAUUCUGCCGGGGAUUCUAUCAUGAUUCGCUUCCACACGGAUGACACCAUUAACAAGAAGGGGUUCCACGCACGUUACACCAGCACCAAGUUCCAGGACACUCUUCACUUGAGGAAAUGAUCUGAACCCUAGGCGAACCAAGGGACUUGGGAAUUUGCAAAUUUCUUUUUUUUAAUCGUACUGUAAAAAUUCUCCCACGAGGAACAUAGCCAUUUCCAAAAUUUCAGCACUUUAAAUGAAAAAAAAACAGCUGAAAUGACUCGUUUGUAUUAUGAUAUGUGAUGCUUCAAGUGCAGCGAAUGACUGGGAAUCGCCAAGCGACUCAGUAUUGCAGUGUUUUCAAACAAAAAAAGGACUCAGUGUUGUGAGAGAUUCCUUUCGGGAAGACUACCGGAAGCUGUAGUAUGAUCCCCUUUUCAUGGGCGUACAUAGCUUUCUUUCAAACAGCUUGAAAGACGAGUCAGUGCAGCUGCCCGCUGUACUGACCCCUGGACUUCUGUGAAACUCCUGUCUCUAUCUCUCUCUGUCUCUGUCUCUGUCUCUCACACUGACAUUCGAUGGAUGUCACUUGACCGCAACCAUGAGCCACAAAGUAGCAGGCCAUUGGUCUGCCACACCGAAGGGUACUAGGCUGUCAAGGGAGGUGUCAAACUGUGACCAGGCACUUCCAGGGCGGCCCCUGCUAUAUCAGUGCUGUCUAACCUUGUACAUCUCCCUGGUGAGAGCACUAUUUGGCAGAGGGUAGGGAGUAGGCUAGCUACCUGCUCUUUCUCCAUUGGUCAAUAGUGUUUAGCAUUGGCGAGGGAGGGUGGGGACCCUCAACCGUGAAAGGUUAGGGGUCUAAUGUGGAAGGCACUUCAAGUGCCCCCUCAAUAAAAUAUGGUAGCAUACAAACAAAUGCUGCAGUUUGAAGUUUAUGUUCAGGUGCUGGCUUCCACAAGUUAUCACAGACAGGCCUGCAAUCUCCUCUGUUCAGUCUGUGGAGAUUGCAAGGACAAAUAUCAGUGAAGCAGCGUUUAUUGCAAGAGCUGCAAGUUGGUUAACUUAUGCUGCUGAUUUUAACAGUUCAGCAUUGGUUUUGACAUCCCUGAGAUCACCACAAAUAUUACCUCCAACCACGCCGAGCCUUGGACGGGGAUUGCCUGCCUGUGAUGCAUUAGGGCAGUGCAUUGGCAGACAGUAGACUGAAAAGCUGUGAUUUGGCCUGGUUUGGUGUGGUCAGGCGGGGUGGGGGGAGCGGAGGGGGUAGGUGUGAAUGCGCACCAGGUGAUCGUGCCGAUUUUAGUCCGAUAAACUUUGAAAGUUCAUUCUUUGAAGCCCCAAUAAAAAUAAAUGC